CAUUCUCGAACCAUGUCUCGCCCAACCUCCCACGCAGCGAACCGCCCAUAACCCGCCAAAACACCCACACCGCCACAAUGCCACCCCCGCUCCCAACCCUGCUCACCCUCCCCCUCCUCCUCGCCCUCGCAGCCACCCUCCUCCUGGCCGCGACCCUGCGCCUCCUCGCCAUCCUGCCCGGCGCACACCCACAGCGCCCGCGCCGUCUACAUCCGCGCUCCCGCCGCAGCCCGGCGCGUCUCCUCGUCGUGCUCGGCUCGGGCGGCCACACGCACGAGAUGCUGGCGCUGCUGCGCGGGCUGGACACGCGGAAGUAUGGGCACAGGACGUAUGUGGUGAGCAGCGGAGACGGGUUUAGCGCGGGGCGGGCGCGGGCGUUUGAGCGGGGUUUGGAGGAGGCGGCGGUGCGGAGACGGGGGGACGCGGAUGCGACGGGGGUGGAGACGGAGCACGCAAAGGGCACGCAGAAACACGCAGACGCAGACACAGACGCGAACGCAGACGCGAACUCCGACACCCGCUGGCAGCACGCCGCGCACCUCGGCCCCGCGCACUACACCAUCCACCCCAUCCCCCGCGCCCGCGCAAUCCACCAACCCCUCCUCACCACGCCCCUCACCGCACUCCGCACCCUCCUCGCCGCCCUCCCACUCCUCUGCCCCCGCUCCGCACCCCCGCCCGACCUCAUCCUAACCAACGGCCCCGCAACCUCGGCAAUCAUCAUCCUCGCCGCGCUGAUCCUGCGCUUCUUCAACGUCCGCGGCGUCGAGAGCGGGGGGCUGUGUCGCACGCUGUAUGUCGAGAGCUUUGCGCGCGUGAACAGGGUUAGUCUGAGUGGAAGGCUGGUGGUGAGGGGGGUCGAUCGGUUUGUUGUGCAGUGGGAGGGGCUGGAGGGGUAUGGCGGGCGGGCCGAGUAUGGGGGGGUGCUUGUUGGGUGAGCCGCGGGGCGGGUGCGGAGUGGGACAUGCGUGGAGUACAGCAUACACCCACGUGCACCACGCUCGACUCUACUCGCGCACACCUGCACCGCACACCCCAUGCCCGACGAUCCAACGCGACACGCACCGCAUCUGGGACCCCCCGGGCCACCCCGCACACGCAGACCAUGCGCAAGAUCCAAGCCGCCGCAAGUGCAAUCCCGGAUACCC
This is a messenger RNA of Boeremia exigua, 1148 nucleotides long. RefSeq names its product oligosaccharide biosynthesis protein Alg14 like-domain-containing protein. Gene Ontology annotation, biological process: dolichol-linked oligosaccharide biosynthetic process. Bases 78 to 938 code for a protein of 286 amino acids. Gene Ontology annotation, cellular component: UDP-N-acetylglucosamine transferase complex. The transcript has a single exon. The record is from RefSeq and is a predicted model, not a curated record. Lineage: Eukaryota; Fungi; Ascomycota; Dothideomycetes; Pleosporales; Didymellaceae.